Annulohypoxylon truncatum is the source of this 1434-nucleotide messenger RNA. RefSeq names its product anaphase-promoting complex, subunit 10-domain-containing protein. NCBI's taxonomy places the organism in Eukaryota, Fungi, Ascomycota, Sordariomycetes, Xylariales, Hypoxylaceae. Gene Ontology annotation, cellular component: anaphase-promoting complex. The record is from RefSeq and is a predicted model, not a curated record. The transcript is spliced from 3 exons. The coding region runs from base 117 to 1160 and encodes 347 amino acids. Gene Ontology annotation, biological process: anaphase-promoting complex-dependent catabolic process; protein K11-linked ubiquitination.
GUUCAACUUUGUGGACGACAUCAACUCACUUUCACUCAUUCACGCUCAUUCAUGAAAUCUAGCCUUUUCAAUUGAAGGCGUUUCCUAUAAUCCGUCUUUCUUUGACCUGUCUCACAAUGGAGCCCAACGAUAUCCGAAACAUUGGCGGCUCGGCUAGAAACCUUGCCAGCCUUCGCCAGCAACAAGAGGAAUUUCAUCGACGACUAGGGGGACCAGAUCGUGUCUCCCGACCACCACAGGGCCGCGCCGGAGACCCAGUCCGAGCCGGAAUUCAAGGACCUGCCGAGCCUUUCGCAGACAUAAAUGCCGGCAGACCUGACUUAUUUCCUACUCCGCAAGACCACACAGCAACCGAAGAGGAUACCGAGCGUACUGAGCUUGGUGAUGAUGGUCCCGACGGUAUCGAAGAGGAUGACCAAGAGAACGGAGAGGAAGACGGUGAAGAAGAUGAAGAGGAGGGUCACGAAGAAGAUGCACCUUUCGAUGCCUCCGCAGUCGGCUUGAAGGAGAUUAGCAAUCUCGCCAGUUUCACUGUCAGCAGCUACAAGCCCGGUUGUGGUGUCAAGGAGCUGCGCGAUGAUGACGUCAACCAGUUCUGGCAAUCUGAUGGCCCUCAGCCCCAUCGAUUGAACAUCCACUUCAUCAAGCGCGUGGAGAUUCGCGCCAUCCGACUCUACUUGGACUACGAACUCGACGAGAGUUACACGCCUACUAAAAUUCAGGUCAAUGGUGGUUGGAGCCCCAACUUCACUAUUCCGUUCACAACCAUGGAGCUCAACACGCCCAAGGGUUGGAUCGACGUUCCCAUCGCCGGAGCUGGCGGCGGCCCUGACGGUAACUCAAUGUGCUGCUGGUUUGUUCGUAUCAUCGUUCUCGAGAACCACCAGAAUGGCAAGGACACGCACAUUCGCGGAAUCAAGGUUUACGCUCUAGACGACGCCGCCGAUACAGCGGAGAACAACCCUCUGGAGGAGAUGGUGGAGGCAAUCGACGACUUCGAUGACCGUAUGGAGCUCAUGAAUAUCCACGACCACGACGAAGAGGCGAUGUCAAGAAUUGCGGCUGCUAAAAAGAAACGCAAGGAGAGCGCCAAGAAGUACACGCCCGGCGACGGUGGACUGACCAUUCCCGAUUUCAUGAGGGAGCCCGAGAUUCGCUGAACGGAGCUCAAGUGUCUAAUAAGUCAAGUUCACAUUUCAAGGCAUGGAGGCGUUCUGGGAUACCGGUUGGUCAGGUUGAUGAUACCCUAUGGUUGCUUUUGAUUCACAUUGCAUUAAGGAACGGAAAAGCAUGUGCCUUUUAUUGCUACGAGGCAGGACGACAGUGUCCCUAAAAUUUCCCCAACACCAGAUAGGUGAUCUCGUUUUCGGAUCGACCUUUAAUCCCCUUCAAUUCACUGCCCCAGUUCCCCAAUAAAAACAGGGUUGAACCAUG